Molecule: messenger RNA, 396 nt
Organism: Eimeria necatrix
Lineage: Eukaryota; Apicomplexa; Conoidasida; Eucoccidiorida; Eimeriidae
Product: 40S ribosomal protein S24, putative
Exons: 1
Coding region: 1-396 (131 amino acids)
Biological process (GO): translation
Cellular component (GO): ribosome
Molecular function (GO): structural constituent of ribosome
Source: RefSeq, a predicted model, not a curated record
AUGUCGGACUCCAAAGCCCCGUUCAGCGUGCGUCUGCGCAAGCUGCAGUCCAACCCGCUGCUGCAGCGCAAGCAACUCUGGGUGGACGUGCUGCACUCGGGCCGCGCCAACGUCAGCCGCAAAGAACUGCAGCAGCGCCUUGCGCAGCAGUUCAAAGCCGCAGACCCGCGCUGUCUCGUCUUGGCGGGCCUUCGCACGGCCUUCGGCGGCGGCCGCUCGCGCGGGCAGGCGCUGCUCUACGCGGACUUCCGCGCGGCGCAGCGCUUCGAGCGCCGCUUUCGACUCAGGCGCAUGCAGGCGGCCGAGGCGGAGCCGAAAAAGGGGAGGAGGGCCACCAAGGAACUCAAAAAUAGGAAGAAAAAGGUUUGCUGCUGCUGCUGCUGCGGAGGAGGAUGA